GGAAACCGUUUUUGAAUAGGUAUUUUGCUCGUGCUUAAAAUAUAAUUAAUUAUAGUUUCGCCAGUUCCAUUUACUCCGUCCGCGGUUUAGCUCAGUGAUCGAUACCAGUAGUGCUAGAAAGCUGGCAUUUUCCAAGACUAAAGUGAAGAUGUGAUGGAUUUUUUAAAGUGGUCAUAUGUUUCCUAUGUGCUUUAGAGCUAACCUAAGUUCGGAUAUUUAUCUUAAAAAUAAGUAGAUAUUAAGUAUAAGCUCGCGAUUUUAUUGUUAAUAUAUUCCUCUUAAAUUAGGAGAUCCAGCUAGGAAUUAACUUAUUAACAAAGUGUUUUCGAAAAAAUGGCAUUAUCUAUACGGCCUGAAUACAGAAAACUUUAUACGACAUUUUGGUCUCUAAAACGUGACCAGGAAAAUACGCUAAUAUCAAGAGUUUCUCGCACCUUAUAAAAUUUGGUUUUAAUUUUGACAAAAGCUUUUCCGACCGGCUAAAAAUCCAGUUGUUAGACAUCAGACGAUCGGCGUCUACACAUCAGUGUUUCCAAUAAAAUAAUUGAAACAACAAUAAUAACAUGUGCGAUAUAGUUACUUCCUUAUUUCUGCUUAUUGUGUUAAGUUGUACGCCGGUUUACUCAGAAACAAAAAACUGUACCGACUGCAUUCCCUACAAGUCAUGUGAUGCUGCUGUAGAAGCCACUAAAAAGAAUGAUCCAGCCAUCGACACCCAGCUUACCAAUGCCUUCUGCGGCUUCGAGGCUGGGAGACCAAUGGUCUGUUGCUCCGACCUGAAAGGGCUGAGGCAACUGGAGCAUUCCGCCGAUAACCAUCCCAAUCUUUCUCUGUUACCGGACGACUGCGGCGUUGGAGGGCAGGACUUUGCAGACAGACUUGCAGGAGCGUUCCCGGUCCCAGGACUAUACGAGUAUCCUUGGAUGGUCCUCAUUGGAUAUAAGUCAUCAAAGCCCGAGGAGGGCCCUCAGUUCAACUGCGGCGGUACCCUUAUCAACGACCGCUACGUGUUGACAGCGGCCCACUGUAUCUUCAGCAGGGGGCGUAGUAAUUUGCAGAGCGUGCGGAUUGGAGAAUACGAUGUGGACACAACUACAGACUGCAUUGGAGAUAAAUGUGAAUCUUACGUGCAGGACAUAGACAUAGAAGAGGGCAUUUCUCACCCUGAAAAGAAACUUGUGUACCCUAUUAAGAAUGACAUCGGACUCAUUAGAUUGAACGAUACUGUAAAUUUUUCAAAAAAUGCUGGCACCAUCUGCUUACCCGUGACCAGCUAUUUGCGCACCCGAGACAUCGAUAACCUGAGCGCCACCGUUUCCCAUUGGAGAUAUUCGGAGGGUGGCUACGCGUUUUCCAAAAUGCUGUAUGCGGAUGUUAAAAUAAACAAUCCUCAGCACUGCAAGGAGCAGUAUGACAAGAUUACAACUAAUAAAAACGCCAGAGAAGAUAACAUGUUCAACAAGAUCUGCGGCUCCUAUCCCAGCGGUUCGGACACCUGCCCCGUCGCAGGAAGCCCCUUGAUGGUGCAGAGCCUGUUUGGGGACCGGUACCGCUUUGUCCAAUACGGGGUCGAGUCGUAUGGACCAAAACUCUGUGGAACAUUGUCACUUCCUGAAAUCUAUACUGACAUCACUAAAUACAUGAUCUGGAUUCUGGAUACAAUAAGACCUUGAGUGAAUGAGUGAUUUUAUUGUUAAAACUAGUAGCUUAAGUAUUUUACCCUAUGAAGUUGAAUUAUUUAGUGGAUGACCCAUUAACUUGUUUAAUUUGAUUUAUCUGUGCCAAUGUUGAUUCGCAGGACCAAUGGGCCUGGCUUCCUACAGAAGCCACCCCUGCUGCCGUAUUCGAACUUCAAGAUAUUCACAAGAGACGACACGUACUAGAUCCAUUCUAGAUACGUUAUAGUUUAGAUAUAACUAGUUCUCUUUUGCAGCGCAAUUCGGGCAACCAAUGUCACUUUUACGUUAGAUAGAGUAAGAUAUCUAUUAGAUGUGAAUUGGAUCUCUAAGUCAUAUCCUGUGGAAAACGUUCAAGAGUAUCUCCAGAAUCGCGCAAAUGUCAAAUUUGACAGAUCUAAACAUAUCGUUAUCGUAUCUUGGUGAUGUCUAAAAGAUAUCUAAUAGAUAUCUAUUUCAAAAUCCGAAUCGGGCCCCUGAUUAGCCACGCGUAUAACAUCUACCAACAGUACCAACACCAACUUAGACGCCUAGAUGGCUUAUAGAUUUCCAAUUUGUAACUUCCUUCUUCUGCUCUCGACCACCGUAGCAUACGCAUAGUGUCGUCCAUAUGUAAGACCAACGCUGUAUGUCUGUUGUACUUAUCGACAUAUCGAAGUCCCACUGUAUUUCGAGAUUGUAUAUCCUGUAUCUGUGUUCUGGAAGAAAUACAUUAUUUUCAUCAGA
This is a messenger RNA of Cydia fagiglandana, 2402 nucleotides long. RefSeq names its product CLIP domain-containing serine protease B4-like. The transcript has 8 exons. The record is from RefSeq and is a predicted model, not a curated record. Bases 564 to 1673 code for a protein of 369 amino acids. Gene Ontology annotation, molecular function: serine-type endopeptidase activity. Lineage: Eukaryota; Metazoa; Arthropoda; Insecta; Lepidoptera; Tortricidae. Gene Ontology annotation, biological process: proteolysis.